Molecule: messenger RNA, 1699 nt
Organism: Setaria italica (foxtail millet)
Lineage: Eukaryota; Viridiplantae; Streptophyta; Magnoliopsida; Poales; Poaceae
Product: aluminum-activated malate transporter 1
Exons: 6
Coding region: 74-1450 (458 amino acids)
Biological process (GO): malate transport
Cellular component (GO): plant-type vacuole membrane
Source: RefSeq, a predicted model, not a curated record
CACAUUCACCACCAGAGCCAGUCUCGUGCACGCACGGCACGGCCCUAGCUACCUCGAUCGGCAGACGGCAGCCAUGCCUGCCAUGGAGGUUCAUCAGGUGGUGACGUCCGGCGGCGGCGGCACCGGCGGCUACGUCGAGUUCCUGGUGAGGUGCGCGGAGGGGCUCCUCUCGGCGCUGGGUAAGGUCUGGGGAGCCCUCGCCGGGCUCGGCAAGAAGCUGGCCAAGAUCGCGACGGACGAUCCCCGGCGGGUGGUGCACUCGUUCAAGGUCGGGCUGGCGCUCACGCUGGUGUCCGUGCUCUACUACGUCCGCCCCAUCUUCAACAACUGGGGGCUCUCCACCCUCUGGGCCGUACUCACCGUCGCCGUCGUCAUGGAGUACACCGUCGGUGGGACGCUGAUCAAAGGCCUGAACAGGGCGACGGGGACGCUGGUCGCCGGGUUCAUCGCCGUCGGGGCUCACAAGGUGGCCAACCUGGGAGGCAGCAAAGGGGAGCCCAUCAUACUCGCAACCUUCGUCUUCCUCAUAGCGACGGCGGCGACGUUCACACGGUUCAUCCCGGCGGUGAAGGCGCGGUACGACUACGGCGUGACCAUCUUCAUCCUGACCUUCAGCCUGGUGGCGGUGUCGAGCUACCGGGUGGAGGAGCUCAUCCGCCUCGCGCACCAGCGCUCCUCCACCAUCUUCGUCGGCGUCGCCACCUGCCUCUUCACCACCAUGUUCGUCUGCCCGGUCUGGGCCGGCGAGAACCUCCACAACCUCGCCGCCGACAACCUCGGCAAGCUCGCCGAGUUCCUUGAGGGACUGGAGUCCGAAUGCUUCGGGGAGAACGCUCCCGGCGAGGAUUUGGAAAGCAAACCGUUCCUCCAAGUGUACAAGAGCGUCCUCGACUGCAAGGCCACCGAGGACUCUUUGGCAAAUUUUGCCAAGUGGGAGCCAGGUCAUGGCAACUUCUACUUCCGGUACCCAUGGGGCCAAUACCAGAACAUCGGCGCCGUUGCUCGCCAGUGCGCUUCCUCAAUGCAGACUCUUGCUUCCUACAUCAUCACACUCACAAAAGCUCAGUAUCCUGAAACGAAUUUGGAGCUAUGCUCGAAGGUUCGAACAGCAUGCGGUGAGAUGAGCUUGCACUCGGCCAAGGCGCUCCGGGCGCUCUCAGCGGCGAUUCAGGCGAUGACUGUGCCAUCCCCGGCCAUGACUCACAUGACUGCAGCGAUCAGAGCGGCGAAAGGCCUCAAGGCCGAAUUGUCGCAGGACGAGGAUCUGGCCAAAGUGAUGCAUGUUGCUGUCAUUGCAUCUCUCCUCGCAGAAGUGGUUUCUCAGACAAAGAAGAUCACAGAAUCUGUUGGUAACCUAGCGCAAGUUGCCGGCUUCAAAAGCCCUGAGAACACUGACCAGAAGGAUGUGGUUAUCAUUGUAGAUAGUGGAGAGGCAGCGGGACUUGGCUAGUUGGUGCUCUGCAUUUCGUAUGUAGAUACUAUCCACAUCUCAGGAGCAUCUGAUGAUACAAUACUAUAUUGUGCAUAAAGCAAGUGAUUAAUUAUUUGAUUUAUAAAAGUAAUUAUGAUGCUGAAUUGUGAUGAUAAAUGUUGCUUCCGCACAGUUGUACAGACAAAAAUAAAUAUAAACUUCUUGUAAAUAUCAGGGAGGGAGAAUGUACUACCUCUCAAUAAUGUAAAUAUCUUGUAAAUAUAGUAG